Pyricularia grisea is the source of this 720-nucleotide messenger RNA. RefSeq lists its product as uncharacterized. Bases 1 to 720 code for a protein of 239 amino acids. Lineage: Eukaryota; Fungi; Ascomycota; Sordariomycetes; Magnaporthales; Pyriculariaceae. The record is from RefSeq and is a predicted model, not a curated record. The transcript has a single exon.
AUGUCGAUCAACGAGCCAUUGGACAGAGAUGAAUGCGAGGAGCUCAUGGAGUUUGUCAUGCAGGAAGCCAUGGACUGGCUCGGCUACAACAGCCAAGAUCACAUCCUGCGGGAAUACUUCCUUUCUCUCCCGAUCGAGGUGGAGGACCAAAAGUUGAACGAGCUGGCAGACGCACCCGCCUACCAGCUCGUCGGAAGGCUAGAGUACUUCAUGGUGGAGGCCGAGAAGCGCAAGAACCGUAUCCGACAAGAGCAAAUCGAUUUGCAGAAUGCGCGAGUUGCGGCCACGUGCGACGGCUUGGGGGAUCAUGCCGAGACCCGGCCCGGUACAGAGGACGGCGGCGUGGCCAUGACUCGCCCCGACUCGUCAUCCUCCGUGGAUACCACCACCUCCCCAGUCAUGCCCGCCAGCUGGCCUCAUCAGAUCCCGCCGGCUGCUGGCCCGGCGGGCGGUAACGAAGCGCCCGCGAUGCAAUCGAGCAGCCGAACGCGCCCCGACGUCAAUUUCGAACUUCGCUUGAAGGUUCUUUUCAGUGCUCGCACGUUGGGUAAAGAUUUCAUUCGGCGGUGCGCGAGGACCAAGGCCAAACAGAUUGAAGGCUAUGGUCACGAUAUAGAGCAGCAGUCGUACCACGACGUCAAGAGGGCCUUGAUUAAUUCCGAGUUGGAUCGCAAGGCGUGCUAUGACUGGAUUCGAAAUAUUGACGAGGAUGAUGAGUAG